Molecule: messenger RNA, 1959 nt
Organism: Metopolophium dirhodum (rose-grain aphid)
Lineage: Eukaryota; Metazoa; Arthropoda; Insecta; Hemiptera; Aphididae
Product: GATA zinc finger domain-containing protein 14-like
Exons: 1
Coding region: 86-1762 (558 amino acids)
Source: RefSeq, a predicted model, not a curated record
CUUCCAAAUACUUGCCGAUUAGUAGGGAACCCGUCCACACGUAUCUACUCCUAUAAUCGUUUUUUUUUUUACGUCAACGCCAAAAAUGUUGUUCACGUACCUACUGGCGUCGGCGUUGGCCAUGUCCGCGGUGUUCGGCGGUCCAUCCGGCCCACCAUCGAGACAGAUAACGUACGCAAAAGAACACAAAACCAUAAUGCAAUCAGAUGAAACGGCGCAGGUGAUGGCCGUCGGCGACCGAUCGUCCAACUUGAAAUUCGUAUUGGCGAUCCAGAGUUCAAAGAUUUGGGAGGAGAUCAAGAAACGGUCGUUGACGAUAAACACGUCACAUGGAUUGGACGACGAGGUCAUCGGAAAAUCGCCGGACGACCUGACAGACGAAGAACUGGCGCAGCUCAAGCAAGCGUGUCAUGACGGGCUCAAGUGCGUGGCCGUCGAUCAGCUUUUGGUGCUCAAACAGGUCAAAGAACAGCUUGGCGAUGGCAAAGUGUCCGUGCGCAUGGUCAUCACCAAGAUCACCCAGGUGCUCACCCAGUACACGACCGAGUAUCACGAGGACGUUUACCAGUACGAGGCGGUCCAACAGUCCGACGAUCAGUCAAAAGUGUACGAGUCGGUGACCACAAUAGUGGAGGACAACAAGGAACUGUGUCAGAUCGAUCUCGCGCCGGCGACAGAGCAAAGCUACCUGAAUAACGACGACGCUAAUACUAUCUCCACGACAGAGCAAAGCUACCCGAAAAAAGAUGACGGUAAUACUAUACCAGCGGCCGUUAACAACAAAAAUACCGUAAACUACAAUACAUUUAAGAACUACAACAUCAACAACGGCACCGUCAACAGUGCCACCAUCAACAUCGAACCGCAUUCCGGCGUUGACGGCGAUUCGUCCAACCACGAAACGCCGCCGGUCAAUAGCAAUGCGCAUGGAGACACCACUGACGGUCCGACUGGCCAUAAAUCCGUUAUCAAUGCGGCCAAAAACGACGCUCCACACAAACGCGCCAGACCAAACUACGCACAGGGCAGCCGGACCGCCGGCCGACCCGCCACGACCACCGACGAUCAACCCGAGUCCGCCAGUACCCCAAUACCGAUUUUAGACGAUCGCCGUAAACCCAUCGACCAACCACUACUGAUGAUCACCGAUGGGCCAUCGUCGCGGGACGACAACGUUAACGGUUCCGCCGCCGACAUCGAUACCCAAAACAGCGACCACGGCAAAAGAUAUAGACGGUCGCGUCCCGACGGAACCGGUCGGAGAAACAGUGCCAACACCGACGAGCCGGCCGCCAACAACAAAAUUGUUUCAAACCGUUCAAACGGAAACUAUGCCUCCGGCCGCGCCGGUAAUACAGCUGCCGAUGGAGUCAAUAACAACACCGUAGAACUGGAUAACAGUACGGGCAGUAAAGCCGGCGGGGAAAACGACUCUGACAGUGACAUCGUCAGCGCAGGUUCUCACAAUACACAUAGCUCGAGGAAAGGCUUGGUCGAAGACGGCUUUUUGAACAACGGCAACAUGAAAGUCAAGAACGUCGACAAUAGUAACCGGAACAAAGGUACCGUGAAAGGCGCUAAAGCUAAUAAUGGUAUCAUCAACGUCGGAACGACCAACAAUGGCCCGGUCAACUACGGUACGUCCAAGGCUUACACCAACAACGGAACCUCCUUGGACAUGGACAGUCACGACAUCCGUCAGUACGUGGAUAACAUCGAUAAGAUGUAUUCCACGAUAUUAAACGAGUUCGCUAAAAAAUAACUAAUUAUUUUCAUGUAGUUUGUGUAAUAUUAUUAAUUUAUCAAUCGUUUUAUUUUUAUCAUAAAUUCUAAUUGUCGUAUGUGACUAUAUUGUGUUGUAUUGCAUAAGAUUAUUUAUUUUUAUUUUAUUUAUAUUGGUCAUGGAUAUAUUGUGGGUUUUGGGUUUCUGUUAAUAAAUGAUUUAUCUUAAUAUUUAAA